This is a messenger RNA of Sphenostylis stenocarpa, 1203 nucleotides long. Lineage: Eukaryota; Viridiplantae; Streptophyta; Magnoliopsida; Fabales; Fabaceae. The record is from the annotation of a GenBank genome assembly.
AUGAUGCAGCCAGGACCCGGCAUGGCUCCUCCCACUAUGGGGCAGCAACCACCGCAACAGUACCAGCAACAGCCGCCGCCUCAGCAACAACCCUACGUCAUGAUGCCGCCGCAGCCCCAGGCGCCGCCACCGAUGUGGGCCCCCUCCUCCCAGCCUUCGCCGCAGCAGCAGCCCGCCAGCGCUGACGAGGUCCGGACCCUUUGGAUCGGCGAUUUGCAGUACUGGAUGGACGAGAACUAUCUCUACACCUGCUUUGCACCUACUGGCGAGGUUACAUCUGUUAAAGUGAUUCGAAACAAGCAAACUAGUCAAUCGGAAGGUUAUGGGUUUAUUGAGUUUAAUAAUCGUGCUGCAGCUGAGAGAAUUCUUCAAACAUAUAAUGGGGCUAUAAUGCCGAAUGGGGGGCAGAGUUUCAGGUUGAAUUGGGCAAGUUUUAGUGCCGGUGAGAGGCGUCAUGAUGAUUCUCCAGAUUACACCAUAUUUGUUGGUGACUUGGCUGCAGAUGUGACCGAUUACCUGCUUCAAGAGACCUUUAGGGCUCGUUUCAACUCAGUGAAGGGCGCAAAAGUUGUUAUUGAUAGGCUAACUGGUCGGACCAAGGGGUAUGGCUUUGUUAGAUUUGCAGAUGAGAGUGAACAAGUGAGGGCUAUGACUGAGAUGCAAGGGGUUCUUUGCUCAACAAGACCCAUGAGAAUUGGGCCAGCCAGUAAUAAAACCCCUGCUGCUCAGCCUAAAGCUUCUUCAUAUCAGAAUUCUCAAUCUCAAGGCACCCAGAACGAAAACGAUCCUAAUAAUACAACUAUUUUUGUGGGCAAUUUGGAUGCUAAUGUCACUGAUGAUCAUCUGAGGCAAGUUUUUAGUCAGUAUGGAGAAUUAGUUCAUGUGAAGAUUCCUGCUGGCAAGCGAUGUGGUUUUGUCCAAUUUGCUGACAGGAGCUGUGCUGAAGAGGCACUUCGGAUGUUAAAUGGAACACUAUUGGGUGGACAAAACGUUCGUCUUUCAUGGGGACGCAGUCCUUCUAACAAACAGGCUCAGGGUGAUCCAAACCAGUGGAAUGGUGGCGGUGGAUAUUAUGGGUAUGCACAAGGGUAUGAAAACUAUGGUUAUGCUCCUUCUGGACAGGAUCCCAACGUGUAUGGCAGUUAUCCGGGGUAUCCUGGUUACCAACCACCACAGCAACAGCAGCAAAUAGGAUAUAGUUGA